CCCGCCGUACUGUAGCAGCCUGUCGUCGCCGCUGCUGACGUCACGCGGAGGAUUUGCCACAAUGUCAAACAUCCAGAGUCAGCGCGAGCUCACGGCUUUACCGCGCCACGAUGACAAGCGCCGCCGCGUGCGCGAACGUUAACGGUUCGGUGCCGAAGUCCCGCUCAGGAUGCGUUUGAGGUCUAUGUGAGAGUGUGAGUAAGGUCAGAGGUCAUGCUGCGGAGGGAAUCUGACCCCCACGACCUCUUUUCCUCUGUAGAAACGUCUGACAAUGACUGUGAGAUGGGGGCGAGUUAUGAAGAUCUGGAGGUGACGUGUCUGUGUGAGGCCAGUCCAUGUACACUUUAUUCAGAAGCACACACUCCUACACCGGUAGGUGCUCAGGACAUCCUGCUUUGUGAACACUGUGGAAAAAACAAAAUAAUGCUCACCAGGUACUCUGAGGGAUAUGGCACAGAGGAGGAGUGUCUGCUGUCCGAUCCCCAGGGCGAGAGCGACGCAGACGCUGAUAUAGAGGAUACAGACAGCAGACUCCAGGAGCCGGGGUCCCUCCAGCGAAUCAGCUCGCGGAGACGCAAGCGGCCGCGGGUGGCACGACAGGACACCACAGAGAGUGAAGAUGAUGGUGGGCGGAGUCACCGAACCCAUCGCUGGAACCUCAGGCUCAGUCCUGACAGGACGCACAGCAGAACCAUACUGGAGGAGAGCAUAUCACAAGUCCGGCCUCUGGUUAUCUGUCAGCCGACCGCGGAAAAGCUGAAAACUCCACCUGACGUGUCCCAAGACUCCACGUGGCUGGUUUCACUGUGGCCGUCGCCCUCGUCUUCGUCUCUCCUCCUCCUUCUGUCUGUCUGUCUGUCCCUCUCUCUCGUCCUUGUGAUUUUCCUCGUACCAUGGGCUAGAACCUGACCCAGCUUUUCUCUUCCGUCAUUCCAAAAAUUCUGAGUAGAUCCAUGGAGUCGUAGAAAGAGUUGUGAAAAUGUGUUAGAAUUCAAAAUAGUAUUUUCUCAUUUCUGGACAAAAAAAAAAACUUAAAAAAAAAAGGAAAAAAAAAAAUGUUUCAGAACAGGCCUAAAAUGUUUGGAAAAUCCAGUGCAUUUGUAUUUUAAGAACCCUGAA
Messenger RNA from Thalassophryne amazonica, 1119 nucleotides. RefSeq lists its product as uncharacterized. The transcript is spliced from 7 exons. Bases 214 to 909 code for a protein of 231 amino acids. Lineage: Eukaryota; Metazoa; Chordata; Actinopteri; Batrachoidiformes; Batrachoididae. The record is from RefSeq and is a predicted model, not a curated record.